AAUGCAGGGGUCAGCUGGGUAUCAUGCCGUUGCCCGCUUUCUCGACGUUGACACUAGGAUUCCAGUUAUGCGGAGGUUCGGAGUUUUGAACACACAAGACCUGUUGUACAUGCAGGCUGAACUUGUUCAACUCGAGAGAGAAUUGGAGUGCAUUUCACGCGAGGAUGCGGAGAGUCAGGACGCCGAUCGGACAGCCUAUCGCCACUCGGUGCAGGCUUUGCAGCAGUCGCUGCAGCGCGGGGAUGACUUUCAAUGGAAGAAGGUACUUGAGAUCCGCGAGAAAUUAAGACAGUACAAUGAAGCAGUGAUUCGCUACCACAAACUCCGAUGCAUGCCGCAGCCAACGCCAUGGGCUAUUAAGAACAUCCGACACAUCCUCAACAUUUCGAAACAUGCAGUCUACUACCUCAGAGACACGGACGCCGAAUCAUGGGAUGUUGAAAGAGCAUAUGAUCUAAUGGCGCUUCAACGGCCUGAAGAGGAGCCUGAUCAAUUCACAAAGUGGACGAGAGCGUCAUUGUUACCAUGUUUGCACAAAUGCUUUUGCUGGCGUGUGAAGACACCCGACCCAGAAACUGAAUUGGUGCCAUAUAGCGAGAAGCGCAUCCACAUCUUCAUCACCAUUUUCCGAAGUUGCCUUGCAACGAUAUUUCCAGCGAUCACCAUGAUCAUGCUGUAUGCAGUGUCGCGCAUGGUACUCCGAUUACUACUUGUGCUCGUCUUCUCAGCCCUUUUCACAGCUGUUAUUGCAUUCUGCACAAGGGCUCGCGCAAUCGAAACCUUUAUGGCUACCGCAGCAUUCGCAGCAGUCCAGGUUGUUUUUGUCAGCGCAACAUCAGACACGAGUUCAGGCUAAGGCAAGUCGUGAUAACGUGUCUUGUCCUGGUGACUUCAGCGUGACUUCAGUGAAUGGAACGCAUAUAGAAAGCUGCCUCUGUAAAUGCUUCGAGACUCGCUUUGGAAACCAUCGUCUACAAAUGCCAAUAUUAUAGAACUGUACACAAUGAAUACAGC
Molecule: messenger RNA, 1014 nt
Organism: Alternaria rosae
Lineage: Eukaryota; Fungi; Ascomycota; Dothideomycetes; Pleosporales; Pleosporaceae
Exons: 4
Source: RefSeq, a predicted model, not a curated record